CCUACACAGGAAGUGCCGCCCUGUCCGCCAUCCUUCUCUCUCGCCCCCGGGAGCAGGACAGAUCCUCUGGUCUCAAACAUGCUGUCAGUUCGGCUCGCAGCGGCUCUUGUCCGCAACCUACCACGCAGAGCUGGAUUUGUGUCUAAGAAUGCUGCUGCAGCAUGUGUCGCAGCCAAGAAUCUGCACACCGCUCAGCCACGGCUCCAGAAAACAGGCACGGCUGAAGUGUCAUCCAUUCUGGAGGAGAAGAUCUUGGGAGCCGACACCAGCGCUGAUUUAGAGGAGACCGGCCGCGUGCUGUCCAUCGGUGAUGGGAUUGCCAGAGUGUACGGCCUUAGGAACGUGCAGGCUGAGGAGAUGGUGGAGUUCUCCUCCGGUCUGAAGGGCAUGUCCCUGAACUUGGAGCCUGACAACGUUGGCGUUGUGGUGUUUGGUAACGACAAGCUGAUCAAAGAGGGCGACAUCGUCAAAAGAACCGGUGCCAUCGUCGACGUGCCUGUUGGGGAAGAGCUCCUAGGCCGAGUCGUUGAUGCUCUGGGAAAUGCGAUAGACGGAAAGGGGCCUCUUGGCUCCAAGAUCCGCAGGCGUGUGGGUCUGAAGGCCCCAGGUAUCAUCCCCCGUAUCUCUGUGAGGGAGCCCAUGCAGACUGGCAUCAAAGCCGUGGACAGUUUGGUCCCCAUCGGCCGUGGCCAGCGUGAGCUCAUCAUCGGAGACAGGCAGACGGGCAAAACCGCCAUCGCCAUCGACACGAUCAUCAACCAGAAGCGCUUCAACGACGGAACCGACGAGAAGAAAAAGCUGUAUUGCAUCUACGUUGCUAUCGGCCAGAAGAGAUCCACCGUGGCUCAGCUGGUGAAGAGGCUAACGGACGCUGAUGCCAUGAAAUACACCAUCGUGGUCUCUGCCACCGCCUCGGACGCUGCCCCCCUGCAGUACCUGGCUCCCUACUCCGGCUGCUCCAUGGGGGAGUACUUCAGAGACAACGGCAAGCAUGCCCUGAUCAUCUACGACGAUCUCUCCAAGCAGGCUGUCGCCUACCGUCAGAUGUCCCUGCUCCUCCGCCGCCCCCCCGGCCGCGAGGCAUACCCCGGAGAUGUCUUCUACUUGCAUUCCCGUCUGCUGGAGAGAGCUGCCAAGAUGAACGACAACUUCGGCGGCGGCUCCCUCACCGCGCUUCCUGUUAUCGAGACGCAGGCUGGAGACGUGUCGGCCUACAUUCCAACCAACGUCAUCUCCAUCACAGAUGGACAGAUCUUCUUAGAGACCGAGCUGUUCUACAAAGGCAUCCGUCCGGCCAUCAACGUCGGUCUGUCGGUGUCGCGCGUCGGCUCUGCUGCCCAGACCAGGGCCAUGAAGCAGGUGGCCGGUACCAUGAAGCUCGAGCUGGCCCAGUACCGCGAGGUGGCCGCCUUCGCUCAGUUCGGCUCCGAUCUGGACGCCGCCACGCAGCAGCUGCUGAACCGCGGCGUUCGUCUGACCGAACUCCUGAAACAGGGCCAGUACUCCCCAAUGGCCAUUGAAGAACAGGUAGCGGUCAUUUAUGCUGGUGUGAGAGGACACCUGGACAAGAUGGAACCGAGCAAGAUCACCAAGUUUGAAAAGGCGUUCCUGCAGCACAUAUUGAGCCAGCAACAAGACCUGCUGGCUGCCAUCAGGGCCGAUGGGAAAAUAUCUGAAGCUUCUGAUGCUAAACUCAAGCAGAUCGUCUUGAAUUUCCUCUCCAGCUUCGAGUAAAGCGACGCUUAUUUGGUUUAGCUGCAGUAAUACUAUCAAUUAACUUGAUGUUCCAUUUCAAGCCACUUGAUUUUCAAUGUAUAGAUAUCAACUAAAGCAGAAUAAAGUGUUCCAACUAAGUGA
Fundulus heteroclitus (mummichog) is the source of this 1857-nucleotide messenger RNA. RefSeq names its product ATP synthase F1 subunit alpha (gene atp5f1a). Lineage: Eukaryota; Metazoa; Chordata; Actinopteri; Cyprinodontiformes; Fundulidae. Bases 79 to 1734 code for a protein of 551 amino acids. The transcript is spliced from 11 exons. Gene Ontology annotation, biological process: proton transmembrane transport; proton motive force-driven ATP synthesis. The record is from RefSeq and is a predicted model, not a curated record. Gene Ontology annotation, molecular function: proton-transporting ATP synthase activity, rotational mechanism; ADP binding; ATP binding.